AUGGAUGUCUCUGAAGACGGCGGCCCGUCCACGCCUGCCCUUCCCAAAGACGAGAGCACAGAGCCUGCUCCACCCCAGACCACGUCUGCUCCACGCUUGAAUCCACGAAGUUGUGUGACCUGUCGUCGUCGCAAAGUCCGAUGUAACAAAGAAAAUCCCUGCGCGAAUUGUGUAAGAGCUGGAAUUGAGUGCAUCUUUCCGGCGCCGGGACGGGCUCCUAGAAAAUCCAGAAAGCCUCCCGACGCAGAGCUCCUCACACGGCUGCGACGGCUCGAGGGCGUUGUGCACAGCUUGGGGGCGCAGGUCGACGAGAAUGGUGUGGUCUCACCGACCCUUGCGGGUUCUGCAGAUGUCCGAGCACGUUUUGGUGAUACACAAGCGGGUGACUCGCCCACGUCGGACCGCUCCGACUCCAAAAGACAGUCGAUUGAUAAACACCUGGGCCGCCUGGUUAUCAGUGAGGACCGCAGUCGCUACGUCAGCAACGCGUUCUGGACCGGAAUGAGCGACGAGAUUGCCGAAAUGCGAUAUCUUCUGGAUCCUUCCAGCAGCGAUGAGGACGAUGACGACCGAUCCCCGGAGCAAGACCUUCAGACCAGCCAUCAAGCUUUUCUCUUUGGUUAUUCCUCGGCCAUGCUUGAUUUGCGCGAAUUACAUCCCAGUCCGAGCCAGAUCUUCAUCCUAUGGGAAGUGUUCAAGGAGAACGUUGACCCCAUCGUUCGAAUUCUGCAUCGCCCCACCGCCAAAACUAUUCUCAUGAACGCUGCCAGCAGUCUGGACCGAGUUUCCAAAUCUGCCGAGGCCUUGUUGUUCGCGAUCUACUUUGGGGCUGUGGUCAGCUUGACGCCCGACCAAUGCCAGCAAUUGCUCGACGAAGACAAGGAUGUUCUCCUGAAGAAAUAUCGGUUUGCGACCGAACAAGCUCUGGCUCGGGCGGAUUUUUUGAACAGUUCCAGCCUGAUGUGCUUGCAAGCACUGUGCUUUUUCCUCAUCUUCGUGCGGCACUGCGACGAUUCCCGAGUGGUAUGGGCUCUAGGAGGCCUGGCAAUCCAUCUCGCGCAAGCGAUCGGGAUUCAUCGGGAUGGGACAAACUUCGGGCUCAAUCCGUUCGACACGGAGAUGCGGCGACGACUAUGGUGGCAACUGUCACUUCUAGACAAUCGGUCCGCGGAGGACCACGGGACGGAUCCCACCUUUACCGAACAAUUCUAUGACACCAAGCUUCCCAUGAACCUGAAUGACGAAGAUCUCUCUCCGGGCAUGAAAGAGUGCCCGCCGGAAAGACAGGGCGCUACCGAGAUGACGUUCUGUUUGAUCCGAUUUGAAAUUAGCAUUUUUUCACGACGAUUCAAUUUCACAGCCCCGGGAGGAGACUCAUGCCCCUCUCAGCGGUUAUCGUAUGAAGAUAAGGAAAGAUUGAUUGACGAAUGUCAUCGGAAGCUAGAAGAGAAGUAUCUGCGACAUUGCGACAUGAGCAAUCCCAUCUACUGGGUGGCCGCCACGGUGGCCCGACUGAUUCUGGCCAAGAUCUGGCUCAUGGUGCACCAUCCGCGGUCGUUCAACUCGACCGGCGAGGGAACACCCCUACCACCCGAGACUCGAGAUCGAGUGUUCAUCACGUCGGUGGAGGUGAUUGAAUUUUCCCAUCUCCUGGAGAAGAACGAGAAUACGGCCAAAUGGGGGUGGCUGUUCCGAACAUACAUGCAGUGGCAGUCAGUGGCCUUUGCCCUGUCGGAGAUCUGCAACCGACCACCGGGACCUGACGUGGAUCGGGCCUGGCGAGCCAUUGAAUCGGUUUACGAUGAAAAGAUGAUGAAGAACCACAGAUUUCAAAAGGGCAUGUUGUGGAAACCAAUCCGACACUUGAUGGCCAGGGCUCGGGCAAAACGAGCCACCCAACAGGCACAGGCGGCGCACCGACCCAGUGUCUUGUUUUCGGAUUUGUCGAGCUCAACUCCUAUGGAGCGUUUCAUGCAAGACUACCCGAACAACGUGGUAACGAAUUCAAUAGUGGCAUUUGGUAUGGAGCAUGAUCAGACUUUCACUGACGACACGGUGAUGGAGCCCGGGAGCACGCAAGAUUCGACACAAACACGAAGCGGCAGUAUCAUCGAAGGAGGCAUGUCUCAAGACGGGUCGACUGGAGUAAAUUGGACACCGGAACACAUGUCGAUGCAAGCGAAUGAACUGUUGGACUUGGGAUGGUCACCAUCCGUGGGGGAUUUUACUGUGCGGCCAGAGGCCUUCCAGCGUUUUUUCGUGAAUAUCCAAGAGGAGUGGUUCUGA
Molecule: messenger RNA, 2286 nt
Organism: Rhinocladiella mackenziei CBS 650.93
Lineage: Eukaryota; Fungi; Ascomycota; Eurotiomycetes; Chaetothyriales; Herpotrichiellaceae
Exons: 2
Coding region: 1-2286 (761 amino acids)
Biological process (GO): regulation of DNA-templated transcription; DNA-templated transcription
Molecular function (GO): DNA binding; DNA-binding transcription factor activity, RNA polymerase II-specific; zinc ion binding
Source: RefSeq, a predicted model, not a curated record